Scheffersomyces coipomensis is the source of this 1485-nucleotide messenger RNA. It is a transcript of the gene ADH4, whose product is annotated as Adh4p. The record is from RefSeq and is a predicted model, not a curated record. The transcript has a single exon. Lineage: Eukaryota; Fungi; Ascomycota; Pichiomycetes; Serinales; Debaryomycetaceae. Bases 231 to 998 code for a protein of 255 amino acids.
ACCGAAUUUUUGAGUGCGACUCCUCCACAAUUUUUAUUAAGUUGCAACUUUUGCCAAAUUCAAGUUAUACCAAGCAAUGGUUUAGGGUUGACUUGUCCCUUACAAAUAAUUAAAUUGAGGCGAUAGGAAAAUUGUGAGUAUAAAUAAGACUAAUAAUUUUCAAGAAAACGAAACGAUACUAUUAUCAUUGAAAAAUCAUAUACAAUAUAUAACUAAAUCAAACACAAACAAUGUCAUUCAAAGCUAGCGCAAAUAUUUCAGGUAAGACUGCUCUUAUUACUGGAGGUACUAAGAAUUUAGGAGGGGAAACAGCUAAAGAUUUAGCUAGUCAUGGAGUUAAUUUAUUCUUACAUUAUAGAUCCAAUGGUGAAGAAGCAGCUAAAUUUCAAAAGGAAUUACAAACGAAAUAUCCUGAUAUUAAAGUUGAAAUUUAUCAAGGUGCUUUAACUAAAGCUGAUGAUGUUACUAAAUUAUUUGAUGCUGGUUUAAAAGCUUUUGAUAAAGGGAUUGAUUUUGCUAUUAAUAAUGUGGGUAAAGUUUUAAAGAAACCAAUUAUUGAAAUUACUGAAGAAGAAUUUGAUGAAAUGGAUUUAGUUAAUAAUAAAGUUGCUUUAUUCUUUUUAAAAGAAGCAGGAAAGAAAGUAAAUGAUAAUGGUAGAAUUGUUUCCAUUGUUACUUCAUUAUUAGCUGCUUAUACUCCAUUUUAUGGUAUUUAUCAAGGUACCAAAGCUCCAGUUGAAUUCUAUGCUAAAGCUUUAUCAAAAGAAGUUAAUAAUCGAUUUAUUUCAGUCAAUAAUGUUGCUCCUGGUCCAAUGGAUACUCCAUUUUUAUAUGGACAAGAAACUGAUGAAUCAGUGGCUUAUUUAAAGAGUGUUGGUUUUGGUCAAAGAUUAACUGAAACUCAUGAUAUUGUUCCAAUUGUUAGAUUUUUAGUAUCUGAAGGUGCUUGGGUUACGGGUCAAACCAUUUUUGCAUCGGGAGGAUUUACCGCCCAUUAGUUAUUCAGUGAAUUUGUCUACAAUGUCAAAAAACAGACACACUUUUUUAAAUGAUCAGAUGAAAUAAAUCUUUCUUUUUGGUUUUUAUAUAUUUUAAUAAAUUUAUAAAAUUAAACACGAUAAUAAAACAAAUAAUUUGAAACAUCUAUAGCGAAUUUUAGCGGGAAAAAUCUUUCUCUAUUUUUAAUAUUUUUUUUUGAUUUUGAUUUUAAAAACAGUCGAAAAUGAACUUCUAAUUGAAUUCCAGCAAUUAAACGUCAAACAUAGCAGUUACGGUAAUGGUAGUACAUUUUUUCUAACAUAACAUACCAAGACAUUCUUCAGCACAACAACAACAGAUCAAUGCACAACAAGAACCACAGAAGGAUUGACAACAUCCACCUUGUUGUUGAGGUUGUUGUUGGACAUACAUUGGUUGUUGUUGUUGUUGGUAGUAACCACCUUGUGGUGGACCUUGUUGGUAAUAACCUUGUUGAGGAGGACCUUG